Cuscuta campestris is the source of this 3598-nucleotide messenger RNA. Lineage: Eukaryota; Viridiplantae; Streptophyta; Magnoliopsida; Solanales; Convolvulaceae. The record is from the annotation of a GenBank genome assembly.
UCUGUCCACGUCUCUCGCUUUUCUCUCCUCCACGCUCUCCAUCGGAACCUGACGUCACGCCGCCGGAGUUGUUCCCCCUCGCCGGAGUUCGCACGUUUUUGGGCAUGUUAAGUGGUCCGAUUAAUUUACAUUCAAGCACAGUUAUCUAUAAUCUAUGAGCCGUUGUCAGUUUGUUUUAAAAAAUUAAGUACAAGACAUGGCAUCAAGAUCUUCUACAAACCUUCUGGACUUGGCUAGUGAAGAGAUUUUGGAUAUUCCUCAUACUCCCAGGGUUCUUCCUCGGGUGAUGACGGUUCCCGGAAUCAUUUCUGAUGGAAGCAAUGAUUGUGAUUCAGAUGGCGACCCGUCCAUUUGUAAAGAUCGUAAAGUCGUGGUUUCUAAUAUGUUGCCUCUGCAUGCUCAAAGGGACAAAGAAACUUCACAGUGGCGUUUCAGUUUGGACGAGGACUCCCUUCUUUUACAAAUGAAAGAUGGGUUUUCUCCGGAAACUGAGUUUUUGUAUGUGGGAUCCCUCAAGGUUGAAAUAGAACCCAGUGAACAAGAGGAAGUUGCACAGAGACUGUUGGAUGAGUUCAAGUGUGUUCCAACUUUUCUACCCCUAGAAAUUCAUAAGAAAUUUUACUAUGGGUUCUGUAAGCAAUACCUGUGGCCUCUUUUCCACUACAUGUUACCAAUGUGCCCCGACCAUGGAGACAGAUACGAUCGUCAUCUGUGGCAGGCAUAUGUAUCUGCUAAUAAGCUAUUUGCCGACAAGGUGAUGGAAGUGGUAAAUCCUGAUAAUGACUACAUAUGGAUACACGAUUAUCAUCUAAUGGUUCUCCCCACAUUUCUGAGGAAGCGUUACCACCGAGUCAAACUUGGGUUUUUUCACCACAGCCCAUUCCCCUCUUCAGAAAUAUACCGGACUUUGCCCGUUAGGGAUGACAUUCUUAAAGGGCUGCUGAACUGCGAUCUAAUUGGUUUUCAUACUUUUGAUUAUGCACGCCAUUUUCUGUCAUGUUGCAGCAGGAUGUUAGGCCUGGACUAUGAAUCUAAACGUGGGCAUAUCGGACUCGAUUACUUUGGUCGUACCGUUUAUAUAAAAAUUUUGCCAGUGGGUAUACAUAUGGGCAGAUUGGAGUCGGUGCUGAACUUUUCCUCCACGAUUAACAAGGUCAAAGAAAUCCAAGAGCAUUUUAAGGGUAAAAAGGUAAUUCUAGGAGUGGAUGAUAUGGACAUCUUUAAAGGCAUCAGUUUGAAAUUAUUAGCUUUUGAACAUUUAUUGGAGCAUUAUCAGGAAUUCCGAGGAAAGCUUGUUCUAAUACAAAUAGUGAACCCUGCUCGGAGCUCUGGAAAAGAUGUUCAGGAAGCGAAGCGGGAAACAUAUUCAACUACUAAAAGAAUCAAUGAACGGUUCGGUCAACCCGGUUACGAACCUGUAGUAUUGAUCGACCGUCCUGCUGCUCGCUAUGAGAAGACUGCAUAUUAUGCUGUGGCGGAAUGCUGCAUAGUCAAUGCAGUAAGAGAUGGGAUGAAUUUGGUACCUUAUAAGUACGUUGUAUGCAGGCAGGGGUCUUCUGGUAUGGAUGAGGCAAUGGGUAUCAAAUCUGAUUCUGCCCAACGGACUAGCAUGCUCGUUGUAUCUGAGUUCAUUGGUUGUUCACCAUCUUUGAGUGGAGCACUUAGAGUGAAUCCAUGGGAUAUUGAAGCAGUUGCUGAGGCACUAAAUGUGGCCAUUACAAUGUCAGAAUCCGAAAAGCAAUUGAGGCAUGAAAAACACUACCGAUACAUUAGCUCCCAUGAUGUUGCGUAUUGGGCUCGCAGCUUUAUGCAGGAUUUGGAGAGGGCGUGUAAGGAUCAUUAUAGCAAGCGUUGUUGGGGUGUUGGGUUGGGGCUACAUUUCAGAGUUCUCUCGCUCUCUCCGAGUUUUAGAAAGUUAUCCAUUGAUUGCAUACUGUCUUCGUACAAAAGGACAAGCAGACGGGCAAUAUUUUUAGACUAUGAUGGUACCAUCGUACCUCAAGCGUCUAUAGCUAGAUCUCCUAGUGCUGAAGUUAUUCAAUGCCUGAGUGCCCUCUCUAAUGAUCCCAAGAAUACAGUGUUUAUUGUGAGUGGCCGAGGAAGGAGUUCCUUGAGUGAAUGGCUUGAGCCAUGUGACAGACUCGGGCUCGCUGCUGAACAUGGUUACUUCAUAAGGUGGAAUAAAAGCGCAGAUUGGAAAUGCAUGAGUGCUGAUAUAGAGUGGAAAGAAAUUGUUCUACCCGUCAUGAAACAAUACGCCGAUGCAACCGAUGGCUCCUCGAUAGAAACUAAAGAGAGUGCCUUGGUUUGGCACCACCAGGAUGCGGAUCCCGACUUUGGCUCCUGCCAGGCUAAAGAAAUGCUUGAUCAUUUGGAAAAUGUUCUUGCAAAUGAACCUGCGGUUGUUAAGAGAGGGCAGCAAAUUGUCGAAGUAAAGCCGCAAGGAGUGACCAAAGGAUUGGCAGCCGAGAAGGUUCUGGAAAUUAUGGCUAAUCGAGGGAAGCCACCCGAUUUCGUGAUGUGCAUUGGCGAUGAUAGGUCGGACGAAGACAUGUUUGAGGGAAUAACGAAAAUGGUUUCUGGGGUGUGCAUGCCAACAGCCCCACCAGAAUUGUUUGCCUGCACGGUCGGCCAAAAGCCAAGCAGGGCGAGGUAUUACCUUGACGACACUUCAGAUGUGGUCAAAUUGCUCCAGAGCCUAGCAACUUCGUCGAAUCCAAAGCCGAGACAGGUCGCGGAGUUCCAGGUUGCCUUUGACAUGUUAUGACGCCGCGACUUUGCGGGUUAGUUUUUUGCAGCUGCUUGGAAUUGCCUGCUGCUAUGACUUGUGCAUGAAACGCCAUUGACAGUGUAUAGGUAACGGCUUCUGAUUUCCAAGUAUUAAUGUAUAGUAGUAUUUAACUUUAGUUUUCAUCCUUGUUUUGCUAAUCUUUGUUUCAUAUUAGCUUGAGACUAAAACACCCCAUAUAUCAAUCGUAUCAAUGGACUGAAAAAGACCAAGUGCCAUUAUGCGUUCUGUUUUUUUGACAACUUGUUGGGAUGCAAGCAGUGGUUUACUGUUUACGUGGCUGUUUAUUGUGAUUCUAAUUGGGACAAUGUAUUUCGUGGCCACUCAAAAUUUAUUCAAAUUGUGGCGACACGUUUAAAGAAAUCAUGAAUGAUUUCGACAUAUGCCGUAGAACAAAAAAAAGUGUGUUUGGAUUUGGUACAGAUAGAGAGCAUUCCAUUUCACAGAAGAACAAACAUAAGAUCCCUCUCUGCAUCUAUACAAGUACCCAAAUCCACACUACGUAGGUGCAUACAAGAAGGGAGAGUACGAUGUCACACAAAUGCUAUCAAGCUUUUCUUAAUAGAAGAAAACAAGUUUAACAGUCAUUGCAUAAUCAGACAACAACAAAAGAAUGUGGAUGAGUUGGUGCGACCACUGGCUGAAGCAUAUGCCAAUUUAGAUGCAAAGACACGAAACAAUGUAUGAAUCAGUUACCAGUUAGCAAUGACCGAUAUCAUGAAGGUACAAGGAAGAAAAAAUUACAAGUAGGCAAUGCAAGACUUGAGAGGGAAGGUGCACUACCAAACUAAAUGAAGGUAAGAACAAAAU